This is a messenger RNA of Polyodon spathula (Mississippi paddlefish), 1586 nucleotides long. It is a transcript of the gene chchd2, whose product is annotated as coiled-coil-helix-coiled-coil-helix domain containing 2. Gene Ontology annotation, molecular function: sequence-specific DNA binding. Gene Ontology annotation, biological process: mitochondrion organization; positive regulation of transcription by RNA polymerase II. Bases 299 to 787 code for a protein of 162 amino acids. Gene Ontology annotation, cellular component: nucleus; mitochondrion. Lineage: Eukaryota; Metazoa; Chordata; Actinopteri; Acipenseriformes; Polyodontidae. The transcript is spliced from 4 exons. The record is from RefSeq and is a predicted model, not a curated record.
ACGUGUGAUUUAAUUUUGCGGUCCUUUUAAACGUCGCUCUGAAUUAAAAUACAUUGAACUAGCGGUAUUUCUACACGUUCAACUCAAACUCGUUCACUGGACUCCAGACCAACUGUCUAGAAAAUUCAGUUUUGACCUUGUGUUUUGUACCGGAAGUAGGAAGGCGUCAUCAUCUGAUGUAAUAUUCUGGAACUUGCAGGUUGUGUUCUGAUAGACAAGAGGAGGUCAGUGUGAUAAUAUUACCAGCAGGGAGUUUCUACAGUUACUCGUAAAUUUGUCUUUUAACUGAGAAAAAAAGAUGCCGAGAGGAAGCAGAAGCAGGACCUCGAGAAUGCCCGCUCCGGCCAGUCGGGCACCGUCCCGGCCUAUGGCACGGGCCGCCCCACCUCCAGCAGCCCCCUCUUCAGUACCUGCUCACCCACCUCCGUCAGCGAUGGCAGCUCCCUCAGCCGCCCCCAGACAGCCUGGUAUGUUUGCCCAGAUGGCAACGACGGCAGCUGGAGUAGCCGUGGGCUCAGCCGUUGGACAUACACUAGGCCAUGCCAUGACCGGGGGCUUCGGCGGUGGGGGGGGGAGUGCUGAGCCAGCAAGGCCUGAUGUCACUUACCAGGAGUCCCUUCCUCCUGCCCAGCCCAUGUACCAGCAGCAGCAGCAGCAGCAGCAGCGCAGCCCCUGUGAGUACGAGCUGAGGCAGUUCAUCGAGUGCGCGCAGAACCAGAGCGACUUGAAGCUGUGCGAGGGCUUCAGCGAGGUGCUGAAACAGUGCAAGUUCUCUCAUGGAAUUUAAUGUCCAGUGAAUGUGGAACAUGUGAGGAUCAGUCGUUUAUCGCUCAUGAAGAUUGUACACAAUAAAACCAUGUUUAAUGUAGUAAAAUAAAUAUGUUUGAAUUUGUCAGCAUUUAGAUUAUUUUGAAGUUGAUGGAAACAUGACAGCUUUAAGUUUAAAUCUCUGAAAGCAAUGUAUAUUCUCUGUUAUUUGCUUAAUCAGUAUACACUGUAUUGAUUCAAGUAUGGGGUAGUCUUUUGAGAAUGUGAAGGCCCAAGGAUGUCAACUGUUUAGUUUGCCACAUGAAGAGACAACCAAUACUGCGUUUCUUUUUAGAGGAGUAGAAUUUUAAGCUGUUUGAAUUUGCCAUAAAUGAAGGCUUUACAUACUUGCAGGGUACAUCCAUAGUCAUUAUCAGCAAACAGUAAACAAGUAAAACCCUUUACCAAAGAUCCAUGUUCAAAAUACCCAAGUGGAAACAUACGUACAGCAAGAAACCUGCUAAUGGGAUCGUGUUUAAAUCAUGAGUCUGUACGCAGCUGACCCUAUAAAACAGUGGGUAUUGUAUUGGGUGAUGGCGACAGGGAUACAUUACAAGAUGUUCUUGAUUCUUUAAACAGUUUCAUGUACCUUGCAUAUUGAUCUUAAUUUUUUUUUUUUUUUUUUUUGUGGCUGAAAGGGAAUAAGUUAUCAUUUUCAGUUGCAGCUUUAAACAGAUGGGUAACAUCGGAACACACGAUUCUGUCACUUGGUGUGUUGGGUUAGUUAUACUGUUCUGUAAGGUUUUAAAACUUUAAUAAAGUAUAAUUUGAAUGCAAAA